UUUUUUGGAAAGAAACAUGAGAGUUUCUCAUUUAUCGCUGUUCAUUCUUUUAAUGUUAACGGGGAAAGUUUUGUCGGCAAAUCCAUGUGACAGCUUAACAGCUGGAACAGGAACUAUUGCAGAUCCUGACGAUUGUUCCAAAUAUUACACUUGCAUUGCUUUUCUUUCCUUUUCUUCAACUUGUCGAUCUUAUCAAGUGUUUGAUAGUGUUAAGAAGACUUGUGUUGCUGGAAAUCAAAACACUUGUCUGAUUUAUGACACAGAAGCAUCAUCGACUGACUCGACUUAUUCACCUUCAACCGAAGCUACGGAAAGUGAGAGUUCUAAAGUUGAAGCAACAAGCACUGCAGAAGUUACAACAGAAGCAUCAACAACAUCUGAGACAACAGAAAAGUCAACUAUUGAUUCAUUUUAUUCCGAAUCAGGUGAAAUGUCAACAACUGAAGCUGAAGUAGAUCUUGACUCAAUUUGCCAUGGAACAUUCUUCGGUGCCCGACCUUAUCCAGGAUCCCGAAAACUCUUCAUUGGCUGCAUAUAUCAAAAGGGGAGAGUUUUAACUUGUCGUAGUGAUGAUUUCUUCCAUCCAAUACUCCUGGAAUGUUUGACCAACUUCACAGAACUUGAGAUAAAUUUGCGUCGUAUAAAACUUCAUCGCAAUAAAAUAUUUUAAGAAAAUUUUUGUCCGUGCAGACACAAGUCAUGUCUAACCAAAGCUCUUUUGUAAUAUUGAAGUUCUUUUAAAGCUUCUUCCUUUCAAAAUGUUUGCUCACAUAACGAUUCCAUUCAUUCAAUAUUUAAGAUUAACAAUCGAAGACAUCGUCGUCCCCACAAGAAACACGAAUGAACACAAAAUGAAAAAAAAAAAGUUUAAAAAGCCGAAAUCAAUUGUUGAAGUCAUUUGAAUAAAAUUUCCAUCAAUUAGAAAAUAUCUGGCUCAUCGUUCGCGCUAUUAAACAUGCCACAAUCUUGUAUUGUGAUUUAGAAAUCUUUGUCAUGUCAAUUGCAGUUUAAAUAAAGGUGAAAAAAAGCGCCGACAAAAUUUCACCGUCGCGUCGUGACAUAAAAUGGGGAAGAAAUCAAAAGAUCAAGAUGAACCGUUUUCAAUAGGGUCAAAGACAUUAAAAUAAAUAUAAUCGAACGAUGCCAACUGAUGAAAUAUAAUCGGCUAAUUGACGACGAAUAAUCUUCGCAUCACGACAUCACGAGUCGAGAGGAUUUUUCAUGUCAAAGCGAAGCGAAUAAGUUUUUGACGUACUUAAGUGGAUCGUUGUCGAUCUCAAAUUAUAUUCUUCAUGGCUGUCGUUUAUUUCACCACUUAAAUUAUCAAAAGUAUUAAAGGCGUAAUCUGAAGUGCUUUAAACUACCAUUUUCAGUGAAUGCAACAAACAGAAGACUCAAAGGAAUGAAAUUCAAUGAUAACAUCCUGGAAAACAGUUCGUGAGAACGAACAUUCGAGACAUUGACAUGACAGUGACGAAAUUGUUUGGGAAUUCGAAUUAUAAAGCAAAGAAAAUCUUCACACAAUAAAACAAGAUGCAA
Messenger RNA from Clunio marinus, 1539 nucleotides. Lineage: Eukaryota; Metazoa; Arthropoda; Insecta; Diptera; Chironomidae. The record is from the annotation of a GenBank genome assembly.